Messenger RNA from Rhodamnia argentea, 975 nucleotides. RefSeq names its product heavy metal-associated isoprenylated plant protein 30-like. Bases 190 to 771 code for a protein of 193 amino acids. Gene Ontology annotation, molecular function: metal ion binding. The record is from RefSeq and is a predicted model, not a curated record. Lineage: Eukaryota; Viridiplantae; Streptophyta; Magnoliopsida; Myrtales; Myrtaceae. The transcript is spliced from 4 exons.
CUCCCUCCCCCAGCAGAUAAAAACCUAAAGGAAGCGAUGCCAAAAAGAUCUCAGGUUGAAGAAUAUCUUCUGCGGCUGGCUUUUGUUUUAGUUAGUUUCCACGACUAUCUCUUUGUUUCUCCCGUCUUAUCUUUCUUCGUGUUCUCUGCUUAGUGUGUGCGUAUAAAAGAAACCCCUGGUUGGUUCACCAUGGCCACCGCCCUAAACAAGGCCUUUCGCUUCGUCUUCUCGACCAUUUCGUACUGUUUAUUCUUUCGCUAUCCGAGCGAACAUAGAGACAUCCACCACCACCACCACCCCCACCGCCACCACCUCCACCACCACCACCACCUCAAGUACACGAUGCCUAAAGGAAAGCCUCUCUCUUUGCAGACUGUGGAGCUCAAAGUCAGGAUGUGUUGCACUGGCUGCGAGAGAGUCGUCAAAAACGCCAUUUACAAGCUCAGAGGGGUCGACUCGGUGGAAGUGGACUUGGAGAUGGAAAAGGUGACGGCGGUCGGAUACGUCGAUCGGAACAAGGUGUUGAAAGCAGUGAGGCGGGCGGGGAAGAGAGCUGAGUUUUGGCCGUACCCCAACCCGCCACUCUACUUCACCUCCUCCGAGGACUACUUCAGGGACACGACCAAGGAGUUUAAAGAGAGCUACAACUACUACCGCCAUGGCUACAACAUCGGCGACAGGCAUGGCAACAUCCCGGUGACUCACCGCGGGGACGACAAAGUCAGCAACAUGUUCAAUGACGACAACGUCAACGCCUGUUGCCUCAUGUAAAACUUAAAAUAACGUGACGACAUAUGAAGAGGGUCUAGAUAAGGGAUGUGUUUGAUUAUGCGAGGGUAAUUGUAAAGAGGAAGUUGUCUUGUGUGAUAUGAGCCUUGGACUGUGUUAAUUUGCCAAUGUCAAAGGCUUUAAUUUCUUUGCUUUAAGGAUGGGUUGUACAGGAAUAUAUUCAAAUGGAAUGGUUCCCAAGCUUAG